CAAUAUUUGAAUUUUUCAAAAUUUGAGGGGUUGGUCAAAAUUGUUUGUAAUUGCACUUGUUUUCAAAAUUGUUUUUCAUAUGUGAUUUCGUUAGUAUAACCACUACAGAAAUUGUUUAUGGAAAACGUAAACAAGAAGAAUAACACGAACAAGAAUAAGAAGUAUUGUCAGUUUAGUGAGGUUAGUAGUUAUUCCUGUGCAAAAAUGACGGGUAAACAUGUCAAGAACCGUGGAAGAUGAACAGUUUCCAAACGAGAAAAAAAUUAGGUUUCAGUCAACUGCCAAGGUACUUUGGAAUAAUGGAAAUAACAUCGAAGAUUUAAUGAAUUAUGAAACAGCAAACAUGAAUAGUGAACCUGAAAAACAUGUCAAAGGUCAGAGUCAAACACCUUCUCUGUUAUCAUUUCUUCAAGUGGAAGUUACUAGGGGAUAUUUGUUGGAGCACGAUGAAGAACGCUACUCAGCAAAAAGAGAAAAGGUGUACUCUUUUAUGAAAAUACCAAGAGAAGUUGAAAAAUUCAUGACAUAUGGCUUCAUGCAAUGCACUGACUCAUUUUUAUAUGUUUAUAUAUUUUUACCAAUGAGGUUUUUGCUGGCAUUGUGGGCAUUAAUAACCAGGCCAAUAUCUAAAUGCUUUGGUUUACAGAACAGCUCUAAAACUGUGCUGACUCCUGCAGAAAUAUGUGAUAUACUUAAAGCCGCUAUUGUUGUGAUAUGUAGCAUGUUGAUGUUCUAUGUUGACACUAAUAUUAUGUACCACUUAAUAAAGAGUCAGUCUGUUAUUAAGUUGUACAUAUUUUACAACAUGUUAGAAGUCGCUGAUCGGUUGUUUUCUGCAUUUGGCCAGGACACGAUCGAUGCACUCUUUUGGACAGCAACCGAACCAAGGGACAGGCGGACUGAACACCUGGGUGUCAUACCCCAUAUGAUUUUUGCCGUUGCAUAUGUCUUCCUACAUAGUCUUUUAGUGCUAUUUCAAGCAACUACGCUGAAUGUGGCUAUAAAUUCAAACAAUAAGGCUCUUCUGACCAUAAUGAUGUCUAAUAAUUUUGUAGAGUUGAAAGGGAGCGUGUUCAAGAAAUUUGACAAAAAUAAUUUAUUCCAAGUGUCUUGUAGCGAUGUAAGGGAACGUUUCCAUUUGGUCAUACUAUUGUUGGUCGUUACUUUGCAAACUAUGAAAGAAUAUUCAUGGAAAUCAGAACGAUUUUGGGUUUUACUCCCCGACUGCGUUGUCGUUUUGGUAGCUGAAAUAUUCGUUGAUUGGAUAAAACACGCUUUUAUAACGAGAUUUAACGAACUUCAGUUGGAUGUUUAUAGGGACUACACGACCAGUUUGGCCUAUGAUAUGGCCCAGACCAGACAAAAACAUGCCUUUUCAGAUCAUUCAGACUUAGUGGCCAGGCGAAUGGGGUUCAUCCCUUUGCCACUAGGCGUCGUAAUGAUUAGGGUCUUAGUCCAAUCAAUCCAUAUAAACAGCUUUUCAUCUGUACUGAUAUGUAUCUUGGGAUACUUAUGUAUUGGUUCACUUAAGGUGCUGAUAAGCAUAAUUGUCCUUGGUAUGGCAUGCUAUUUUAUUGAGCAGCACAAACAGGAAAAAGCUUUAAUAAAUUCGCCGUUUAGUAACAGGACUCACAGUCCUAGUCCUUCACUGAACAAAGGUGGUGCUCAAAAAGAUACAGCCACAAGUCCUCUUAAGCCUGCCAUCAAUGUUGACAACAACUCAUCCAGUAAACUGAACGAAAAUUCGAAUGUAGGCUUUAAGUCAUCGAAUUUAGCGUUAAAUGCUGGUGGAGAUUGCACCUUGGGUUCCACUGCAAUAUUUGCGAAUAGCACUGUCGACUUGAAAAACGCCACCCUCAAUGAAGAAUUACUAAAAGUUGAAGGUGAUAACAUUAAAAUAGAACCUGCACCUAAAGUGGACGAAAUUAUUACGAGAAGUGAACCAAAUAUAAAUUCGGAAUAUGUAGAAGAGGUUGUUGAAAACCCCGUCUACGAAAAUUGUGAACCUGGGUUGAAAAAGAGGGCAGAGUCCGAACCAUCGUUGGCUUCGUGUGGAGAGACUGAAAACCUGAGCUAACGCUAGUCCAUGUAUAUCUUGUUAAUUUUGUACUUGUAUUUUUUACGAAAAGAAUAGUAUGUUGCAUUAAUUUAUCAAUGUUGAUCGAUCUUUCGCAGUACGAUUUGUAUUUCGCGUCGUUGUAUUAAACAAUGCUGAAAGUGAAUUAUUGGUAACAGAUACUUUUUAUGUGAUUAAAGAAAACCGGGUUGUUGUAUUUUAAAAAUUGUAUGGAAAUAUUGAUUAAUAAAUAAUCAUGCACUAAA
Molecule: messenger RNA, 2322 nt
Organism: Agrilus planipennis (emerald ash borer)
Lineage: Eukaryota; Metazoa; Arthropoda; Insecta; Coleoptera; Buprestidae
Product: protein TAPT1 homolog
Exons: 5
Coding region: 218-2077 (619 amino acids)
Biological process (GO): positive regulation of cilium assembly; maintenance of protein localization in endoplasmic reticulum
Cellular component (GO): endoplasmic reticulum membrane; ciliary basal body
Source: RefSeq, a predicted model, not a curated record